AUGCUGACCUAUCCCAGCUCCAGGACAGUCUGUGUCCCCUUGAGCCGCCUCGCCCUCCAGUCAACAGACAAGGCGGCUGCUUCCAAGGAAAUUUUCGCUCUCGUUGAGUCGCUUACUGGCUUAUGGGCAGCUCAAGUGAGCAAUGAUUCCACUAUUCUGGAUGAGAAGUUGGCCGAAUAUGCCUUCUUCCCUGUCAGUCACCUGCUCCGCUUCCAUGAUCAGUUCCCGAUUCGCGUGAUCGAAGCCAUCAUCAAGUUUCUAAGGUUCCUCAUCCAAUACGGCUGGAAGCACAAGAUCUCAGAGGACUUGGCCAUACAGCUGCUAUUCUUCUUCUCGUUCACCAUUAGCGGUACCCCAGGACAGGCCAAGAAUCGUCAUGUGCCCGAGGAAACCGUCGUGGAAGGAUUCAAAGCUCUCGAGGCUCUCAUUGUCGCGAUAGGACCCUCAAGCUUACUGGCAAGUAAGGCACCUGGAGAGGAGAAUGAGACAGUGACAGCAUUGGGGCCUGCCAUUACGGUCAUGCUGGAUGGGAUCACCAACGGUGUUGCCCCUGCGGUUCAGCUGGAAGCGCUGCAGUGCUUGCAGGCUGUUUACACUACAACACGCAAUCAGCAUGUCCUUGCCAGGUUUCUUCCGGGUACGGUGUCAUCGCUCACCAAGGCUCUGGCACCGCCACUACAGCAAAAGACACAGAGGAGGGUUCUGGUACGAUGCUUACAAGUUCUCAAUCUCGUUCUUGUCAACGUUUUGGGUGACUUCAAGGUUAGGGGGAUAUUGAAGCAGAUCGAGACGGAAGACAAGGCGAAAAAGGAUGCUCAGCCUAGCGAUGGCGCAGAAAAGCCCCAGACUGAACUGACAUCCGCUUGGCUCAGGGCUACGACAGCUCAGAUCAAAAUCGCAUUGGCCGCAGCGCUCAAAAUCCGGACUCAUGAGGCUCAGGACGUUCAGUCAGCUGUCAGCAAGUUUUGUAUCAGCCUGUUGGACGAAUGCCACUUAUCACUAGCCAACUGCCAGUCGAUCCUGGUAGAGAGCGCAAUGAUGGUCGAGAACGAAGAGACCGAACGGUCAAUGCUCGAAACCAGCUUACAGGAUCUUGCGGCUAUACACCCCGAGCUGGGCGAUUGUAUUCAGGCUACACUUUACAACUGGGUCACCAGCCUCCCUAGGUUGAUACAGUCUAACGAUGACCGCAUCAAGCAGCUUGCAGUUAGAAACAUACUCAGGGGCUCCAAAAUGGCUUCAGGCAUGGGAAUGGGCUCGUCGACGCUGAACGAUUCCUUGGGCGAUUCUCUGCGAGACAGCAUAGUUGCCUUGAUCAAGAGCUCAAAGCCUUCAAAGGUCGUGGGAGAUGUUGACGAGACUAGUCUAUCUACAGCCACUGACCUCGCUGUGUCACGCCCUGACAUUCAGACAUAUCCUCCAGUUUUGCUGGACUCGGAGGGCAUCAGGUCGACAAGGGCGGAAAUCACCAAGCUGAUAGCCAACAUUGGCUCGCCAGCUCAGCAAACAAAGCUAGCCGCUGCAAUGUUAGGUUACCUACGAGACUCCGAAGGCGUCGAACAGAUCGCCUCAUACUGGCUUGCCUUUGAGCUUCUCAAGACAACGUACAAUAGUACGUCGGAUAUGGAGGAGCUAUUGGACAUGUCUUCUCUCGAUGAGAACCAAUACCAAGAACAGGUCUUCCAGGAGCUCUACGAUUUCUCUGCUUCCGUCUUGGCUUCCCAUUCGGACUCACAAGAUAACGACUGGCGUAUUGAGGCGAUUGCGCUCGAAGUGACUGCUUUUGCGGCAUCUCGUAUGAAGGAAGAGUUCCGGCCAGAGCUGAUCGAUGUGCUCUACCCUGUCACCACAUUCCUCGGGUCGCCAACACCGCAACUGCGCAGUCAUGCUAUCACCACAUUGAACGUGAUAGCGGCCUCAUGCGGAUACAAGAAUGUCUCGGAGCUGGUAGUCGACAAUGCGGAUUACAUGGUCAACUCCAUCUCUCUCCGCCUCAACACGUUUGACAUCUCUCCAGCCUCCACCAAGGUACUGGUGAUGUUGAUACGCCUGACGGGACCAAGGCUGAUUCCCUUCCUGGAUGACGUUGUAGCCGCCAUCUUCGCAGCCCUCGACAACUAUCACGGCUACCCCGUAUUUGUCGAGAGUCUAUUCUCCGUUCUCUCCGAGGUAGUCACCCAAGGCGUCAAAUCAGACAUGCUUCUUCUCGAAGGAUCCAACCCACAAACCGUCAGCCACCUCAAACGAGGCCCGAAACCACUCGGCGUCGGUUACAUCAUUGACAGCCUCAACAAACGUGGCGAACGAACCAAGCGGGCCCGAGAAGAAGAAGAGGCUGAACCACCUCGCCCACACCCCAAAGAGGCAUGGGGCCCGGGCAAAACCAAGGAAGCAUCCGAAGCCAAAUCCCUCCUCGACCAGCUGGAGAACCCCGACCCGGAAGAAGACGACAAAGAAGAUGGCCUACCAGAUGACCCCUCCUCAGCCCUCGCCACCCGCGAAGACGACGAAAAGAAGAACCAGCCCUCCAACACACCCACCUACGCUCUGCUCACCCGCGUCCUCACUCUCUCCCAGCACUACCUCACCUCCCCCACACCUACCUUGCGCAAGUCCCUGCUCGACCUCGUGGCCACCGUCUCACCUGCCCUAGCGCCCGACGAAAAUGCCUUUUUGCCACGGUCCACACUGUCUGGCCGGUUGUGGUAG
Messenger RNA from Sordaria macrospora k-hell, 2709 nucleotides. RefSeq lists its product as uncharacterized. Gene Ontology annotation, cellular component: cytoplasm. Gene Ontology annotation, biological process: chromatin remodeling. NCBI's taxonomy places the organism in Eukaryota, Fungi, Ascomycota, Sordariomycetes, Sordariales, Sordariaceae. The record is from RefSeq and is a predicted model, not a curated record.